GCCAGAAAGAGGAAUUGCAUUCAUCAUUCAAAACAAAAAGCUGAAGAACCUUUCAUGGCUACCCUUCUUCUAUCAUCUUAUAAAGAAGAAAAACACUUCAUUCAUUCAUUCAUUCACAUCCAACUACACCAUCAAAACACACAGAUACAUAUAUUUUGUUCUGUGUCUCUUCGUGCACCAAGUACACAACAUCAUCAAAAAAUCAUUACUAUCACUCUUACUGUCAUCACUUCAGCAAUGCAGCUAGGAAACUCCAUUUCCAACACCAUGAAGUUCUUGCACAAGACUCUUGAGAACUUCAAGUCUUGUUUCUUUCCCAGAUACCAGAAGCUUCCCAAAACGCCUCCACAAAAUCAGUUCUUGGGCAUGGACAAUAACAAUUAUAAAGACUUGGAAAAGUUCUACAGUGACUUCACCGAGCAAUGGGAUUCAGGAAAAGAGAAGGGUAGGCAAAAAAGCAAGAAGAAAGGCAAAGAGGUUCCAAAUGAAAGCGUCGUUGGGUUGAACAAUGCGAGGCAUGAUGAGCAGAAGAUGAAGAAGAGUGAGGAAAGAGAGGAGUGUGAGAAGAAAAAACAGAAGGGGUUAACCAAUGAAAGGGUGAAUCAGAAGAAGGAUUGGAGGGGUAAUGGAAAUUAUUGCAUGGUGGAAAAGAAGCUUAGAGAAAUGGAGAUGUUGGAGAUGAGUGAUGUUGAUUAUGUACUUGACAUCGAAGAGGUUCUGCAUUACUAUUCUAGAAUCACGUGUCCCAUGUAUCUUGAAAUUGUGGAUAAAUUCUUGGUGGAAAUGUACUCUGAGUUCAAUUCUUGUUGUUACACCUCGUAAUCGUGGUAUUAAAUCUGGGGUGAAGUGAGGUCUUAGGUUUCAUGACUUUUGUCUUGUUCUUUAAUGUUUCUGUCCAUUUCGUUUGUUUCUAAAAUUCAAAUUAACUGUUGUUGUUGUUGUUGUUCAAUAUCUAUUUCGUUGAUCAAUCAGCAAAGGAUGAAUUUGA
This is a messenger RNA of Vigna unguiculata (cowpea), 988 nucleotides long. RefSeq lists its product as uncharacterized. NCBI's taxonomy places the organism in Eukaryota, Viridiplantae, Streptophyta, Magnoliopsida, Fabales, Fabaceae. The record is from RefSeq and is a predicted model, not a curated record.